This is a messenger RNA of Ruditapes philippinarum (Manila clam), 2882 nucleotides long. RefSeq lists its product as uncharacterized. Lineage: Eukaryota; Metazoa; Mollusca; Bivalvia; Venerida; Veneridae. Bases 319 to 1563 code for a protein of 414 amino acids. The transcript has 2 exons. The record is from RefSeq and is a predicted model, not a curated record.
UACAGCUUACAAAUAUCAAUAGAAAUGACAAGGAUGUUGUAUGUUUGUAAUAUCGACGCAGUUGAGAUAGUUUAAAAUAUUUGUCCGUUUUUGCUAAGACAAAUGUCAAAAUGAUUAGUCCGGUAUUCAGAAUACAGAGUUUCAAGUUUCUUUGAAAAUAGAAGAAAAAAAUUGGGAUCCUGAAAAAAUGUCCGGUUUGCUGACAAUUUUUGUUUAGUGCGGGCCUUGGUUUGCGCUUUUUAUUGUACGACUUUCACACGGAGUAAAUGCGUGGUAAAACGUUAUAUCAACCAAAGUUUUUGGGUAAAAAGAACCAACAUGUUUGGAUUACGUUUUCCGGUUGAGAAAAAAGCUUUCCUGGUAAUUACGGUCAUCUCUGUUAUCACGCUUAUGCUGAUUGUCGAUGUAUCAGAACGUCAUCUUACAAUUAUAGGAAAGCAAUGUGAACGCCAUGAAAACAAUUCUAAUCAACUCUGUGGAAAUUGUGUCUGGAGCAGACAUUUUAAAACACGGACAGUAUUAUAUGAUGGUGGUCGAGAGCUACAAAUAGAAAAUCUUGCAAAUAUUACAGUGCUCAGUGAAAAUCAAUGCAAAUAUAAAAAAUUUCUUGUAUAUAAAUGUGACUCUUCUAUGUUGUGUGGCGGUUUGGCGGAUCGACAGAAAGGCAUAAUUUCAACAUUUCUUUUGGCUCUUUUAACAAACCGUAAGUUCAUUAUUGACAUGACAAGCCCCUGUGCGUUGGAAGAGUUUUUAGUGCCAAACGUUUACAAUUGGAAUGUGUGCAAAACAUUUUUAAAAACUAUACCAAACGAAGAGAUAAGCAAACUCAAUUAUGUUCAAAACUACAAAUUCCUUAAUGGAGUAAAUAAGUUUGACUUUGAUAGCAAUUGGACUAAAGAUGCAAUUAUUUUAAGAUUGAACGGAUAUGCAAUUAAUGAAAUAAGACAACAUAUAGACGCAAAGACAAGAUUGGAAUGGCUCCUGAAUUUAACUAACGAGGUAGUUAUACAUAUAGUACUUAAUACAUUAUUUAAACCAGGUAAAAGAUUGUUAAAUGAUGCCAUUAAUCUUUAUGAUAAUCAUAUUAAAGGAAGAUCUUUAGUCUGCUCACAUAUCAGGAAAGGUAAAAACCCUACAAUUCCUACAGAUAAUAUACUUCGUUUUGGACCACCAAAUGAAACCGUGGUAUUUGACUUUUUAAAAACACUUGACAAGAAAGAAACCAAUGCUAUUUAUAUUGCCGCUGAUUCAGAAGAAGUGAAAAAAAGUGCUAAAAGCAACCUCGCGGCAUACAUAAACAUCAAACGGACAAUCGUUCAUAUAGACAGACUAGGGGAAUUUAAAAAACUAAAGACGGAAGCAUGUGAUGGAUUUUAUACAGCAAUUUUUGAGCAGUUUAUUCUCUCAUUAUGUGAUAAGAUGGUCUUGACACGGAGUGGCUUUGGCACAAUAGCGGCUUAUAUGAGAGGAGUGUCUGAAGGUUUGUUCCUGUAUCAUCCAAAACUGAAACAGAUUGUUGAGACUAACCUAACAAACAUACAAACGGUUUUUAAAUUUCUUUGAUGUCAUCUCGUUAUCUUUCAACUGAUAUUCUUUCUAAGUCAUGUUAAAUGGAAAACUUUUUAGGGCGGUAGGAAAGCUGUUAAAACAGUGUUGUGCCAGCUGAAAAAGCAUUCCAUUUCUAUUGAUAAAUAAUACGAUAUCAAAAAGCCCUGUAAAAAAUACAUGAAUGUUUUUAAUUAGAUGAUAUAACUAACGAUUUGUUGUCAUGAAAGCAAAAAAUGUAAUGUGUACAUUGUAAUUAACAUACAUAUAUAGCUGCAUGAUAGUACGAACACGCUAAAGGUUUGCGUACAAUGUUCAUGUAAUUUAUUUCAUGCGUUAUAAAAUGUGACUUAUGGACUUUCAGCUAGUAUAUAUCAUUAUUUGAUCCAAGAAAGAAUCAAUUUAAAUAUAUGUUUUACUUCAGUCUGCAUUGUUUUUAUAUUCUGAAUCAUAUUGUUUCAUAUUGUACCGGAAGUAACAUGACCUUUGGUGUAAAACUAAAACGCUGUACAUUUUGCUUGUUUUCUUUUAUUAAAUCUGUUUUCUGAUGUCAAAAUAUAGGGGUCAUUAUAUAUCAUUUAAGUACAUCACGUUUCUGAUUCUAUUGCACUCGUACAUAGAUUUGACAAAGCGCUAAAGCUUUUGCAGGUGUAUAUGCGUCAAGUAGAUAAAAGAAUUCACAUAACUUGCAAAGCAAUAUAGAAUUUUGAUAAACGAGUUCAAGAAAUUGUUUGAAAGCAAGCUUUUUGACAGCCGAUGUUUUAACUGGCAUGUAGUAUAAAGAAAGGGUUAUAGGAAAUGGAAAAUAAGAUAAGAUUCAGUAUUAUACUAAACAUCCUCAUAAAACAUGGUAAACACUCGUUUUAUUUGUAAACAAUACAUUAUUUUAUGCAAUAAUCAAAUGAGCCGCGUCUAGACAAAACCAACAUAAUGCGUUUGCGACCAGCAUGGCUACAGGCCAGCCUGCGCAUCCGCACAGUCUGAUCAGGAUCCAUGUUGUUCGUUAUCAGUUUCUUUACUUGCUAUAGGGUCUGUAAGCGAACAGAAUGGAUCCUGAUCAGACUGCGUGGAUACGCAGGCUGGUCUGGAUCCAUGCUGAUCGCAAACCCAUUAUGUUGGUUUUGUCGUGACGCGACCCAAAAGAUGUUCGUAAUACUUUCUCUGACAUUUCACCACGAAAGUUUUACAAAAAAUGUUGCGUUCUUUGAACGCCGUCCUUUCUUGUUGAUCUUGUUUUUCAUUUUUUUUUAUAAAUCUUUUUUAACAUGGCCUCUUUGGUUGUGGAUUUAGCUGUAUACUCAUGUAUCAAAAGUUAUUUCCAUCUAACAAAUAUUAAU